Nicrophorus vespilloides is the source of this 955-nucleotide messenger RNA. RefSeq names its product collagen type IV alpha-3-binding protein (gene cert). Gene Ontology annotation, molecular function: phosphatidylinositol-4-phosphate binding. The record is from RefSeq and is a predicted model, not a curated record. The transcript has 5 exons. Gene Ontology annotation, biological process: ER to Golgi ceramide transport. The annotation marks the transcript as partial. NCBI's taxonomy places the organism in Eukaryota, Metazoa, Arthropoda, Insecta, Coleoptera, Silphidae. Gene Ontology annotation, cellular component: Golgi apparatus.
GAGGGUCCGCACAGUGUGAUAGCAGACGACGAGUUCUACGAUGCCGUCGAGUCUGGUCUUGAUAAAAUGGAGGAAGAGCAGGAGCUACGAGAAAGGCUCAAGGCCGGAAAGGCAAUUCCGGAUACGCCGCCACCUACAUCACCCGCAGGCCAACAUCGCCUUUGGCCCGAGAUAGACACACUAGUAAAGCAGCAGGUGUCCAUGGCCCGUUUAGGAGUCGGAGAGUGCGGCGCCGGAUGGCAACUGUUUGCCGAAGACGGUGAAAUGAGGAUGUACAGGAGGGAGGAAGAAGUCGACGGUAUGGUCGUCGAUCCUCUCAAAGCCGUGCACACGGUCAAAGGGAUUACCGGGCACGAGCUUUGUCACUACUUCUUCAAACCUGAGUACAGAUACGACUGGGAAACAACUUUGGAAAAUAUGCAGGUUUUAGAAACGAUAUCGGAUGAUACGCUGCUCUUCUUCCAGACACACAAGAGGAUUUGGCCUGCCAGCCAAAGAGAUACCCUGUUCUGGUCACAUAUGCGACGACUACCCAACGAUCAGGACCGUGAUGGUCCGGAUAUAUGGGCUGUCGUCAAUAAUUCCACAGAUCUCGCCAGUUAUCCCCCCAACACGGGUAAAUGUGUGAGGAUAUUCCUGACUGUAUGUUUGCUUUGUCAGACUAGGAUAGAUCCACCUAAAGACGGGGCUCCCAUAUCCAGAGAUAACAUUACUUGUAAAAUUACUUACUGUUCAGUUGUGAAUCCUGGUGGAUGGGCACCGGCUUCGGUGCUGAGGGCCGUCUACAAACGCGAGUAUCCGAAAUUCCUGAAACGCUUCACGGCCUUCGUUACAAACAAAACGAAAGAUAAGCCAAUCAUGUUCUAGCACCAUUGGUCCGUGUGUUUCUAAAGGAAAGUAAGAAGAUUGAAAAAAAGAAAACAGAACAGAAAGAAGGAAAAAGGAAACUGCAAAU